Ipomoea triloba (trilobed morning glory) is the source of this 630-nucleotide messenger RNA. RefSeq names its product cyclin-B2-3. Gene Ontology annotation, molecular function: cyclin-dependent protein serine/threonine kinase regulator activity. Gene Ontology annotation, biological process: regulation of cyclin-dependent protein serine/threonine kinase activity; mitotic cell cycle phase transition. Lineage: Eukaryota; Viridiplantae; Streptophyta; Magnoliopsida; Solanales; Convolvulaceae. Gene Ontology annotation, cellular component: centrosome; cyclin-dependent protein kinase holoenzyme complex; cytoplasm. The transcript is spliced from 4 exons. The record is from RefSeq and is a predicted model, not a curated record.
AUGUUUUCACUGAAUUCAAAGUAUAGGCAGAUUACAAAUUUACAAUUACAAGGGUACAACAAGCUCGGUGCACCAGGUCACAUUCUGCUGAAUGGAAAACUUACGCGCUAUCUAUCGAAUGUGUAGGUGCAUCAAAAGUUUGCACUAAUGGAUGGGACGUUGUACCUCACUGUGAACCUCGUCGAUAGGUUCUUAGCCGUCGAACCAAUAAGUAGAGAAAAACUGCAGCUUGUGGGGGUGACAGCAAUGCUUCUCGCCUGCAAGUAUGAAGAAGUAUAUGCCCCGGCUAUAGUGGACUUCAUAUUGAUUUCUGACAUCGCUUACUGUAGACAAGAAGUUCUCGACAUGGAGAUAAUAAUGGCUAAUACCUUACAAUUCAACUUCUCGGUGCCUACACCAUAUGUGUUCAUUAUGAGGUUCCUUAAAGCUGCGCAAUCUGAUAAGGAGCUGGAGUGCUUAUCUUUCUUCCUCCUCGAGCUCUUCCUCGUGGAAUACCAAAUGCUGAGGUUCCCGCCUUCUGAGCUAGCAGCUGCCGCAGUUUUCACAGCCCAAUGCACACUCGUUGGCUUCAAGCAGUGGAGCAAAACGUGCGAGAAGUACACUAACUACGCUGAACAUCAGCUCCUGUAA